Messenger RNA from Mucor mucedo, 2818 nucleotides. RefSeq lists its product as uncharacterized. NCBI's taxonomy places the organism in Eukaryota, Fungi, Mucoromycota, Mucoromycetes, Mucorales, Mucoraceae. Gene Ontology annotation, molecular function: ATP binding; mismatched DNA binding; ATP hydrolysis activity. The record is from RefSeq and is a predicted model, not a curated record. Gene Ontology annotation, biological process: mismatch repair. The coding region runs from base 337 to 2721 and encodes 794 amino acids. The transcript is spliced from 8 exons. Gene Ontology annotation, cellular component: MutLalpha complex.
AGAUACACAAUGUGGAUUUAAAUUAUUUACACGUAAAUCAGCUCGAAUUAUAUUCCCAAACAUGCACGUUGAAAGAUGGAUUUUUGACAUUGAAUGUCUCAUGAUUGCCCAAAUCCAGAAAAUACCCUUGGCUGAAGUUCAAGUCACUUGGCAUGAAAUCGAUGGCUCAAAAGUGAAUUUAAUGAUGGAUUCUAUCAAUAUGGCUAUUGAUCUAUUCCUCAUCAGACUUAAUUACGUGCUUGGAUUUUGGUCUGUCAAAUCCUAAUAAAGCUGGUUCAUCUUUUUUUUUUUUAACCGCGCCUUCCUUUUUCCUCUUUUGUAUACACGCAUAUAAAAAUGGCUUCUCAAAUAAACGCCAUUGACAAACAAUCGAUUCAUAAAAUAUGUUCUGGACAAGUCGUACUGGACUUGGCUACAGCCAUUAAAGAAUUAGUUGAAAACAGUAUUGAUGCAGGUGCAAAGUCAGUUGACGUGCAUUUCAAAGAUAAUGGACUCGGUGGAAUCGAAGUUAUUGACGAUGGAUCUGGCAUUGAUCCUUCGAACUAUGAAUCUCUUGCACUUAAACACUAUACUUCCAAGCUAAAUAGCUUUGAAGAUUUGGAGAAUGUAAUGACGUUUGGGUUUCGGGGAGAAGCAUUGAGUUCGUUAUGUGCUCUUUGCAACAUGACAGUUACUACAGCCACGAAGGAACAAACACCCAUGGGAUACAAGUUGGAGUUUGACAUGAACGGCGUUCUCUCUUCAAAGACACCCAUCGCUCGCUCAGCAGGAACAACUAUACAACUAACAAACAUCUUUUACUCUUUACCGGUGCGACAACAGGAGUUUAAACGAAACAUAAAAAGAGAGUUUUCAAAGGCGUUAACUAUCAUCCAAGCUUACUCAAUUAUAUCAACUUCGAUUCGUAUAUCUGUCUCCAAUCAAAUUGCACAAAAACAGAAUAUCCGGGUCAUGUCAACUAGUGGGAAUAAAGACCUUAUCGCCAAUGUUUCUAAUGUUUUUGGCUCGAAACUUGCAUCUCAAAUUAUACCCUUUAAAGUGGAUCUUAGUUCCAUUCUCGAGAAAGGAACCGUACAAGGAUUUAUAUCGAAACCUGAAUGGGGAUUGGGCAGAAGUAGUGCAGAUAGACAGUAUUUUUAUGUCAACGGAAGACCAUGUUCACUGCCUAAACUAUCAAAGGCAUUGAACGAAACUUACCGCACAUUUAUAUCCAAUCAGUAUCCCGUACUCAUCGCCGAUCUUCAGAUGCCUACAAAUACAUACGAUGUCAAUGUUAGUCCUGACAAAAGAACUAUUUUUGUGCAUGAUGAAGCUAAAAUUGCAGAGGCUAUCAUGGAACAAUUAAAACAACAACUUGAACCAAGCAGAUCAACAUACAAUGUCAACCCACUUAUGAAAUCCACUCCACGUGCAGUGCCUGUCACAGAUAUGGAUUUUCAAAACACGACUAUGACAGAAGGCAAUGAGAUAGCAGAUACACCAAUGGUUGUUGAAAGUGUGGUCCCAAGCAGUUCAUCCAGCAAUAUGUAUACAGAUUUUUCAAAUAAGAGAGUACCGACUACAAAUAUCAGUAAGACUGCAUCUCGAAUGUCCAACCCGAUUAAAAGCCUUGGUCUAUCUAGAUCUUCUGGUAAUGGUUUAAAAGCUACUGGAUCAACAUUUAAAAGGCCUGCUCCUUUAACAAGUUCAUUAUUAAAUUAUCUGUCGAAACGACCUAAAACUGCCGACAAUGAAGAGGAGGAGGAGGUAGAUGAAAUCAUGCAACAGGAAAAUGGCGAGACAGAAAGUAAUAUAAUGGAAAUAGAACCAAGUACAGAAGAAAGUGAUGUAGACUUUCAAGAAAAUGAGAGGAUCUCUCAUGUGGACACCAAGAUGUAUACGGGUAUUACAUCAACACGAGGUUCAUGGAAUACGUUUUGUCGAAAAGUACAAGCAUCAGUUAAUACUGAUGAUAUCAAACUAAAGGCUACCACUUCGAAUGAAACUGAAGAUUCCGACACAGUACAAGCUCCGGAGUUAGUAGAUGCUGGUAUAACAAAUACACAGGAUCAUGAAAAGGCCGCUAGAGCCUUGAACCGGGUGAUCAGUAAACCUGAUUUUGCGGAAAUGAAAGUACUAGGACAAUUUAAUUUGGGUUUCAUCAUCACUAAUUUAAACGACAAAGAUAUCUAUAUCAUUGAUCAACAUGCAUCCGACGAAAAGUAUAAUUUCGAGACCUUGCAACAAAUAACGAAGAUGGAGACACAAUCACUCUAUAGUCCGCAAGAAUUGGAUUUGACAGCAAGCGAAGAACAUGUGGUGAUGGACAAUCUGGAAAUUUUCAAGGCAAAUGGGUUUGGCGUCCAAGUAUUUCCGGAUAACGAACCGACAAAGCGAAUUCGUGUUAUAUCUCAACCUGUCAGCAAAAAUACUAUGUUUGAUAAGAAAGAUUUCUGUGAACUUAUCUACUUGAUUAAUGAACGUCCUGGAGAAAUGGUUCGAUGUAGUCGUGUUAGAAAUAUGUUUGCUAUGCGAGCAUGUCACAAGGCAGUAAGAAUCGGUCAAAGCUUACAUCCGAAAAAAAUGACACAGAUUGUACAACAUAUGGGAGAGAUUGACCAACCUUGGAAUUGCCCUCAUGGACGGCCUACUAUGCGUCAUCUACUUCAUAUGGACCAAUUUAAGCCUGCUCGUCGUGAUAAACCAUUGGCAUUGAAUGGUUCCUUUUCUAUUCUCAAAUAAGUAAAUGCAAAAAUAAAAACCCGUACUUUAUUUCUAUUGUGGAUCCUUCCAAAAUACGGUAUUUUCUUUCAAGUGUUUAUAAGCGGAUAUAGGUACA